AUGAGUCGCUUUCUUACGCCAUCCAAGGUUGCCUUGCUAUGUCUGAUCUCUAUCUACACGGAGGGGGUCAUCCCAAAUUCCUCUGCUGUCCAUGUUCUGUCAUUCUUGGUCGCGUCUUUAAGUCCACUGGACGCUGACCCAAGCUCCUCUAAAAACUGGAAGGCACAAUACUCAGCAUCCAUAACUGACCUCGAAGGAGCUUUGUCUACGCACUCAUCUUCAAUCCCUGGACGCACAAUCUGGGAUUUGUUCCUCAAAAAAGUCUGGUCUAUUGACUCAUGCGAUGCACUGGAGGUAUUCUUCUCCAAUGUGUUAGAUCUGUUGGUCAAAUCUCGGGAGGAGCAGAUUCGCGAUAGGGAUAACGGCUUGGCCACGGAGCUGGGAUGUAUGCGCCUCUCCCGGUGCUCCCCGCUGGGUGCAUUUGUGAGGCGAGCACAGCUUGAGUUUACAAGACUACAGUUCCAUGACUCGGUUAAGCUCUGGAAGGGCUUUGUCAAGUAUCGCCUCCCCACAUACCACGCUUGGGCCAGGCGGAAUCCGUUUGGUGAACAGGCCAUGGUUGAUAUGAAUUUGCUUGAGCUUGGCUUGGACACCGGUAGUCAACUUGCUCAGGUGGCGUAUGGUAAUAUUGAGGAUGACUUGGAGGAAGAUAACUAUGUCAGUACCAAAGACGUAGAACGCUUGCUGGAAUUUCAAAUAGGCGAGUUGCAAAGAAUGGGAGGAAGGGUGCCAGAUGGCAUGAAGGCAUGCCUGGAACGCAUCAUUAAAUCUGGAGCGACACUGCCCAAUUUGAUACACUACUUAAGAUUCUUGGACGCUUGGAGGGCUGGAGAUUACCCAUCAUCCUUUGACAACCUCCACCGUUACUUCGAUUAUACGAUGCACAGUAGGGACCGGAGCUCGUAUCAGUACGCGUUGCUAAAUCUUGCUAUCCUCCAAGCAGACUUUGGUUGUUAUGGGGAAGCUAUAUCCGCGAUGCAAGAGGCAGUCUCGAUUGCUCGAGAAUCUCACGAUAUGAAUUGCCUGAACUUCUGCAUGAGCUGGCUAUACCACUUUGGCAAAGCUUUCCCAGAGCAGAUGAAGGAUGUUCAAAACACGGGCAUGCUUGGAAAUGAGAAAGAAGGACUAGCGUUCCUCAAGGCGAAAGCAAAGGAGACAGAAAUGUGGAGUCUCUUGAGUACAACGCUACUGAGUGAAGCUAAAUUCGAACUACAAAAUGGCGAGAGUCUUGCCUCUUCCAUCGAGAACAUAAUCCGAGCAUCGCACCUUAAUGUAGCAAAGAACCUCAUAAAUUCGACCGGGCCGCAGUUACUAUUACAGACUGCGCUUUAUGCUAGGAUCGGUACUACUGCUUCUGAAACGAAUGUGUACAUCUUGCUAAGGGUCUACAGGUAUCACGCACUUGGCAUGGUUGAGCAGUGA
Messenger RNA from Aspergillus oryzae RIB40, 1422 nucleotides. Its product is annotated as putative anaphase-promoting complex subunit Apc5. The transcript is spliced from 4 exons. Gene Ontology annotation, cellular component: anaphase-promoting complex. Bases 1 to 1422 code for a protein of 473 amino acids. Lineage: Eukaryota; Fungi; Ascomycota; Eurotiomycetes; Eurotiales; Aspergillaceae. Gene Ontology annotation, biological process: positive regulation of mitotic metaphase/anaphase transition; protein K11-linked ubiquitination; anaphase-promoting complex-dependent catabolic process. The record is from RefSeq and is a predicted model, not a curated record. Gene Ontology annotation, molecular function: protein binding.